Molecule: messenger RNA, 1383 nt
Organism: Heterotrigona itama
Lineage: Eukaryota; Metazoa; Arthropoda; Insecta; Hymenoptera; Apidae
Source: the annotation of a GenBank genome assembly
AUGUCUGGAAAGGGUAAACAAAGUUCCAAGAAGGCAGUUGUCAAAAUGCGAGAAAGUGGGAAGACUGUACAGUCUUCUGCCCUUAACUCAGAUGCAAAUUUAGAGAAUACCGAUGCUACAAAAUCUUUGUCCAUCUUGAAAGUCGCUGACAACAGCCGCCUCCUCCCAAGGUACAGCAGUAUCCUGCAGCGUAAUGUGGAAGAAGGUGUAGGAAUGGAAGAUCUGGAUACAUUGCAGCUAGAAUUAGAAAUGCUUCUCUCCUCGGUGGUCGUGCGACAUCGUAUGCUUCAGGAGGAAAUAGCCAAUUUGUCCUCAGUAGAGGAACGUAGGGACAAAAGAUCCAAGAGUGGGAAAGGUCUCUCCCUCUUGGACAGAAAAGUUAGAGAGGAGAAAUUCAAGCCUAAGGAACUCAACGCUAAAACUCAAUCGCCUCUGCCAUUGAAGCUGUUCAAGCAAAAGGCCAUUACCAGCUCAAACUCUCAAGUCAUUCCAAAUGUACACGAAAUCUCGAGAAUUGAAGGCUCGAAGUCCGAAUCGCCAAAGUUGCUUUUACCAAAAAAUGAUACCCCCAACAAAUUUUGGGCAUCUGUCGAUCCGUAUUGCACGGAUAUUAUGUCAGAUGAUAUUAAACUGCUGGAGGAGUUAAUUUCCACGCACAGUGAUAUCAGCGACUUCAAGAAGGUCCCUCCGUUAGGUCGUCAUUACAGUUUAAUAUGGACUCAUAAUGAUUUGCUGCAGGAGGAAGACGCGGCUAAUCCGAACAGAGACAAAAAGAAGAGUCGCUCGGACAUGUCUCUAUUAGUCGGGAAAAAUGACAAAAAGGCACACAGUAUAGCGGGGCCUCUGACUCAAAGAUUGGUCUCUGCUUUAUUAGAAGAAAAUGUAUAUGUUGCAAAUAACAACACGGAUAACAAAUUGUUUAGAGAUAGCGAUCCUCCUGUCUUGAGGGAUCUCACUAUUCAGAAUUCUAUUAAUUUAGAAUUAAGGAUGCACAAGGAGCUGGUCGAGCAAGGAAUCUUAGAGCCAGAUACACAAAAGAAGACUCAAGAGGACGACGAAAUCCUGACGGAGAUCAAACGUUGUCAGCAGGAGCUUACCGCGCUUUCCAACCACAACGUGACACAGUUGAAGAGGCUGUUGAAUUUAGCCCAGGAAGAAAGCAAGCGGCAAGCGUUGAAGAGAAAAAUUGGUACAGCAGAUAACGAAGUGAUAGAACACUAUAAAAAACUUAUACUAGCGAAACAGAGGAAAAUACCGUUGACGAAGAAGGAACAGGAUAAAGCGUGGUCGUGUCUUCGGGAAAGAGAAAACCUUUUGGACCAGCUGAACAUGUUACCACACAACAACGUAGAACUUAUAGGUUUCGGCCCUACCACGAACUAA